UAUAAUUUCUGUCUGCUUGAAACCUUAAACAUAUCUGAGAUGCACAGACUCUGAUCCGAGUGCAGCAGUGCGUCAUCGCACUCCUUCAGAUCCACACACAGAUGUUUUUAGAACUUUUAACAACUCAUGGAGUGCACAAGAAUCCGGGCGAAGCCUUUCUGUUAUUGUGAAGAGCUUCUGUCAAAAGAACAAUCUUGAUGGCUGUAAAAGUGUCACUUGCAGAUGUUCUGUGGAACUAAAGCGAUGUCCCAACUCAGUCCUAAGUAAAAACUACGUGAGGAAGGAUCGGCUGGUAUUCAUUUACAAAUAUGGGUUCAUUUUCCAGGAGGUCAGAUAGACUUGGUUUGGACCAGAAGCUGUGUUACAGAACUGUCUACCUACUGAUAAUGCUGCUGCCUAUAAACCAGGUCACGGGGUCCAUGCUGAAUGAUAUGCAGAAAAAGUGGGCACAGUACAAACAAGAAUGCGUGGCACGACUUGAAAAAGAGCGAAACUCGACAACUGGUGUUUAUUGCAACGGAACAUUCGAUCAGUUUGUUUGCUGGCCAUUUUCUGCACCAGGGAUUAUCUCUGUCCCUUGUCCGUGGUAUUUACCGUGGAUCGGAAAUACGACAGUAAACACAGGAUAUGUGUACAGACACUGUUCUGACGAGGGAGUGUGGCUAAGAAACGAAAAUUCAACUACGAUUUGGAGGGAUAACACAGAAUGUUCCACCAAUCUCAGCAAAGACAGCCAAAAAGAGAAAGCUUUGCAGACCUUGAUUCGAGUGUCUUACACCAUUGGCAACUCAAUAUCCCUUGUGUCACUCAUUAUUGCCUUCUUUAUCCUUCUGAUAUUCAGAAAACUCCACUGUACGAGAAACUAUAUCCACAUCAACCUGUUUGCCACGUAUACAAUGAAAGCUUUGUCCAUUCUUAUGAAAGAUAUGACGCACUACAACACAUACGCCAAAAAGCCAAGCGACGAACAAGAAUGGAUGACUUACUUAAAAGGAGAAGAUGUUACAGCAUGCACAGUGUUCCAGGUUCUCAUGCACUUUUUCAUUGGGACAAAUCACUUUUGGCUCCUAGUGGAAGGAAUCUACCUGCACACAAUCCUGGUGACCGUGGUCCUAUCAGAGAGGGGAAUGCUGCUCAGAUACUUUAUAAUUGGCUGGCUGUUCCCACUACUCUUCAUGGUGCCAUGGGUGCUAGCCAAAAUCUACUUUGAGAAUAACGUAUGUUGGAAUGGGAUUGAAAAUGCAGGAAUCUGGUGGAUCAUUAAAGGACCUAUGAUCCUGUGCAUUAUAAUUAACUUCAUCAUAUUCCUCAAGAUUCUGAAAAUUCUGCAUUCUAAGCUAAAAGCCCAACAGGUGAAGUCAAAGGAUUACAGAUUGAGGCUUGCAAGAGCAACCUUGAUAUUGAUCCCUUUGUUGGGAGCUCAUAAAUUGCUCUUUAUAAUCGUAAACGACGAGCAGUUUGAAGGACGUACCAAGCAAGUGCUGCAGUUUCUCGAGCUCACCACGGGCUCCCUUGAGGGCUUCCUUGUUGUAAUGUUAUAUUGCUUUAAAAAUGCCGAGGUAAAAACAGAGCUCCGAAAACAAUGGAAUCUCUUUGUUCUACAUUACAUUCCGUGUCAAAGUUGUUUUUUUGGCAACAAAGGGAAGUAUCCAACAAGGUCUUCCAAACCGCCAAAGCAAAAAUACUUAGCAAAGAAUGGAUUCUAUCAGGAUGCAAGGCAUUGUAGCAAUGUCCAGCUUCUUCACGUUACUCUCAACGUGUCCAAAGACUUGGAUCCCCAGACAGCCAUGUCACUGGAAUAUUUUGCAAGAGGAAGUGUAUCGGAAAGUAGUGAUGGAGGCUUAACGUUGGGCGAAACUAUUGAGGAGACCUUCGAAGAAUGUGAAACUUAAUGAAGGGUUUUUUUUGUUUUUUUUUUAGAGACUUUUAG
Pelobates fuscus (common spadefoot toad) is the source of this 1930-nucleotide messenger RNA. RefSeq names its product glucagon like peptide 2 receptor (gene GLP2R). NCBI's taxonomy places the organism in Eukaryota, Metazoa, Chordata, Amphibia, Anura, Pelobatidae. The coding region runs from base 309 to 1892 and encodes 527 amino acids. Gene Ontology annotation, biological process: cell surface receptor signaling pathway; adenylate cyclase-modulating G protein-coupled receptor signaling pathway. The record is from RefSeq and is a predicted model, not a curated record. Gene Ontology annotation, cellular component: plasma membrane. Gene Ontology annotation, molecular function: peptide hormone binding; glucagon receptor activity. The transcript is spliced from 13 exons.